This is a messenger RNA of Aspergillus heteromorphus CBS 117.55, 2850 nucleotides long. RefSeq names its product mismatch repair ATPase MSH1. Gene Ontology annotation, cellular component: nucleus. The record is from RefSeq and is a predicted model, not a curated record. NCBI's taxonomy places the organism in Eukaryota, Fungi, Ascomycota, Eurotiomycetes, Eurotiales, Aspergillaceae. Gene Ontology annotation, biological process: mismatch repair. The transcript has 3 exons. Gene Ontology annotation, molecular function: ATP-dependent DNA damage sensor activity; mismatched DNA binding; ATP binding. Bases 1 to 2850 code for a protein of 949 amino acids.
AUGGCAAAAACAAAAGCGACGUUGAAAUUGAAAGAUCUACCCCAAGGAGCACUCAAGCUGGAACCUUACCAAGAACUCGUGGAUGACGCCCCUCAGUAUCCUGUCGUUGUACAAGGGCAUCGGAAUAAUAUGCAGAAAUUCAAGAACUGUGUUAUUUUGACUCGAGUAGGCGGUUUCUACGAGCUCUAUUUCGAGCAAGCCGAGGAGCUUGCUCCACUUCUCAACCUGAAGCUUGCUACGAAGAAGACCAACGCGGGCCCUGUUCCCAUGGCAGGCUUCCCUUUCUUCCAGUUGGAUCGCUUCUUGAAGACCCUUGUCCAGGACUUGAAUAAGUACGUGGCCAUCAGCGAGGAAUUCGCGAAUAAUGCGGAGGACAAGCUCCGGACUGGGGGGCUCCUCUUCGACCGCAGGGUCGCGAGGAUCAUCACGCCAGGCACACUGAUUGACGAGAAGUUCAUGGAUCCCUCCGAGAACAAUUUCUUAUUGGCCAUUUACAUCGAUAAAUCGUCAUUAAAAGCGCAGUUGGAGCAACACGAUGACUCGAUCUCGCAGCAGCACGUCCUGUUGUCCGCGUCUCAAAAUGUAGGCCUGUCCUGGCUGGAUCUUUCCACCGGCGACUUUUUCACACAAGUAACAACGGCACAAAUGCUCCCAUCUGCUAUUGCCAGAAUUGGUGCUCGCGAGAUACUCGCAGAUAAAGGUCUCCAGGAUAUAAUUGGCCAAGAAUUGUCAAUGCUGAUCGGACAUGACCACCGCCUGAUGACCUUCUUUGACUUUCCACAAACCGUUGCACCAAUGUCUAAAUGGGGAGCGAUGCUUGAGGCCCCUGUGCCCGCUAAAGCUGCUAAUACGUUCACUCCCGAGGAAAUUGCCGCUGGCUACAGUCUCCUAGAGUACAUACGGGUGCAACUCCAGGGUUUGAAUAUGAAGCUCCAGCCUCCUCGUCGUCGACAUUUGGACGAGUCGAUGAGCAUCGACCGCAACAGCCUAAGAGGUCUAGAGAUACUUGAAACUGCCCGCGAUGGCUUCGGCAAAGGAAGCCUUCUUCACGCCGUUCGUCGCACGUCGACAAAAAGCGGUGCGCGUCUGUUAAGGGACCGCCUCACAUCGCCUUCAACUUCUCAAUCGGUUAUCAAUGAACGCCUUGACCUUGUUUCGGUUUUCCUCGAGGACCGCGAACUGCACGAUACCGUGGUUCAGUUUCUGAAACGCAGCUAUGAUGCCCAACGCCUGGUCCAGAAAUUCACUCUUGGACGGGGUGAUCCUGACGAUUUGGUCUGUCUCUCCAGGGCGAUUGAAGCGUCGAAAGAGGUGAAACGAGUUCUAUCAAGCAAGAAACGUCGCAAAGCUGGGGUCGAGACAAAGCGCAGCCUAGCGACCAUGAUUGGUCGUUUCCACAUGGAUGGACCUUCCAUCUUGGCGGAAAAGAUCCUGGCAGCUAUUGAUGAGGAGGGUCUCCUGCAAAAACAACGCAUAGAAGAUGAUACGGCUGCACAAGCAGCAACUCUGGCUCAGGAGGUGACUACAAGUGAAGGGAUGGCGGAAGACGUGGCAGCACUACCCAAGAAAGUCAAGGCAAAGGGUGGUGACCGGGCUACUACGCCAACGGAUGAAGGCUCGGUUGUUGAUACUUGGAUCAUGAGGCGCGAUGCGAGCCCUGCUCUGAGUGAACUCCAUAAGACGUUGGAGCGUUUACAGGACGAGAAAUUGGAGUUGAUCCAACAUCUGCAUGACUCGGUCGGAUCAACCAUGCUAACGCUUAAGUGGACGCCUGGGCUGGGUCACAUUUGUCACGUCAAAGGGCCUAAAAUUACCCAGGAAUCUUUGGAGGAGCUUGGGGUGACACGGAAUGUCUCAUCUACGAAAUCAACCAGAUCGUUUUACCUGCCAGCAUGGACAGAGCUGGGUGGCCAGAUGGACCAGGUUAAGACUCAAAUUCGUCAAGAAGAGCAAGUGAUAUUUGAGGAGCUGCGGCGCGAGGUGAUUCUCAAUCUUGUUAAGAUCCGGCGCAAUGCGGCCGUCAUGGACGAGCUCGAUGUCGCGUGUUCCUUUGCCACCUUGGCCCAGGAGCAGCAACUUGUCCGCCCAAUCCUCAACGAAGGAAAGUGUCACAAGAUAAUUGGUGGAAGGCAUCCGACAGUUAAGCUUGGACUUGAGGAGCAAGGCCGACGUUUCGUCAGCAACGAUUGCUUCCUGGGUGAGAUGGAACGCAUCUGGCUUGUUACCGGCCCCAACAUGGCUGGGAAAAGCACGUUUCUCCGGCAGAACGCGCUGAUCACCAUUCUCGCUCAGGUCGGGUCAUUUGUCCCUGCAAGCUAUGCGGAAAUUGGCUUGGUUGAUAAGAUUUUCAGUCGCAUUGGAGCCGCUGAUGAUCUUUUCCGGGACCAGUCCACGUUCAUGGUCGAGAUGCUGGAAGCAGCCGCCAUUCUUAAGCAAGCGACACCACGCUCCUUCGUCAUCAUGGACGAGGUUGGCCGUGGGACGACCCCAGAAGAUGGAACAGCGGUCAGCUUCGCAUGCCUGCACCACCUUCAUUAUCACAACAAAUGCCGGACGCUGUUUGCGACACACUUCCACACGCUGGCCGACAUGACCCACGACUUUGACGCCCUGGGGAGAUACUGUACAGAUGUCAAGGAGACCGCCUCCGGGUCGUUCUCAUUCAUCCAUCGACUGCGUCAGGGCGUGAACCGCGAGUCGCACGCCUUGAAGGUGGCCCAGCUGGCCGGGCUGCCCAAAGAAGCCAUUGAGAUGGCCCGGAGCGUGCGUCAGCGUGUCACCAACGGCCCCAAUCUGGAUAAACAUACGAGCGACGAAGCCACACCGACGCAUACCGUGAACGGGGCAUAA